UUUACUCUUCAUAUUCUUGCGCCAGGUUUUCGACAUUUUUGAGCGGCGCUUAAUUAGCCGGAAAGCUUGUGUUUUGUGAAUUAGACGUUGACAAACUGUUUGGGUUUUAGUGUUUUUUUUUAAAGAAGCCGCUUGGUGCGUCUGAGAGCCUAAGAGUUUAAUCUGCAUUUACAAACAUGGCUAGGCGUGGAUUCAGAAAACUUGAAGCAAUACUAAAAUUAGAAGUCUUCUUUGCGUCCUUGGAAUUUUUAAGUAUCAUUUGUUUUUAAUGCACACGUGAGGGAACGAAUGUCGGAGCGCAGGCUUAGUCAUUAUAAAGCAUACAUACGUAGAGUCAAGUCGUAGCUUAAUGACCGUUUCAGUAGCGCCUGUGUAUGCAUUUUUUUCUAUUCUUGGUUCAAACAUUCUUUCUUCAAGCAUUCGUGAGCAAAGUCAUCCUCUGUGUCCUGGUGCUCUCCAGUCUGACACCCUUCGUCAUCUCCGAAUACAGCUCCGACGAGGAUUUUCCGACCGAAACUCCCUCGCCGAUCCCAUUACUCAACCCUCGCGGCUUCGUUAACUGUGGACACGCCCAGAGGCAGCUGACGGUGGACAGUUCGCUGUUCAAUCUCGGCACUGUUUUGGACAAGUGCUGGCACCAUGGCGUCACUCUCGAUGAGAUUGAAUCCGGUCUUAAGUCCGUACCCGAACGCGAGGAUAUCGAGAAUUACGAAUACGCCGAUCUGUAUCUCCUUUGCGAGGAUGUCUUCACUGGAAAUACCAGCAAAUUGACCAGCAGUCUAGUCAGAGACUAUAUGGAGUGCCAGAGUGCUGGGGCUUUGCAGUUCGAGGUGAUGGGCUACGUGGAGAGACGCUUCGCUGAAAUCAUCGAGGUCUUUACCAUAGGCAAUCAAUCGCUGCGGAUCGACGAAUCGACGCUGGUGCCAUGUCGCAAUGCCUCGAAACGCAUAGUUAUGCUCUGUCGCGAGUACGGCAUCAGCGAGGACCAGUGGAGACGAGGCUUCCUGCGCUACUACUACAGCGACAAAUGGGUAGUGGAAGAGGAUCUUCUGGAUCUGAGUAUCACGUGCGAUCAGAUUUUCAAGGCAAGGCUGGAAGAGGAGGUGUUCGAGGAUCCGGUGGACAUGUUUGUCAGGUGUCAAAACACCAUGGGGAUACCCCAAGAUACGAGGGAUUCUUUCGAGAAGAGAAACGCCGAGAAGCUGAAGGAAAUCAGAGAAUUCGACGUCCAAGGACUCGACCUACGUAGCUACGUGAGCUGCCGACACCUGCAGCCCAUAAAACUCCGCAAUGGUUUGGUGAGCGUGUCCUGGUACGCCUACGAAAAAUGCAAAACGAUCGGAGUCAGCUACGCUGAGCUGCAAGCCGGUAUCGAGGCGAGAAUCGAUGACGAGGAGAUUUACAAGGAGAGAGACAUGAACGAAUUGUACGUCAAUUGCGAGACUGUGUUUAACGACGAGCUCUACAGCUUCAGUACUGCGCUGUCGCAGGAUUACGAAGCUUGCAAGGCGGCUGGACGGAUCAGCAGCAAGACGAGAAAGAUCAUUCAGAAGAAAUUCCAGAAGAUGUUCAAGAUUUUCGAAACAAAAAAACCGCAGCUUUCAAAGAACACAGACCUAGUAUCGCACCUCGUCCGCUGCACCAACUUUCCAGACAGAUUGGUCGAGCUUUGUCGUCGGCGUGGCUCGACUUUGGCCCAAGAACUACGUGGAUUCGGAAGUCUGGCACGUGUCCUCGGCGAUCGUUGGCUCAACACCGAACCACUCGAGCGCCUCUACGUCCGCUGCGACGAUCUCUUCGACGAUCACAAGAAAUACGUGAAGGAAGUUCCAGUCGACCAGUACAUGCAAUGCAGAUGGGUCGACGAAGUCAGCGAAGAGACGAAGAAGUUCAUCGACAAGAGAAUCUCCAAGCUGUACGUGAACAAGCACAAAUGGAACGGCACGAGGUAUAAGGGUGACUCCGAUGUCGAGAUCUCAUCCGUUAUUCUCUUCGACGAGGAUGGCAACAGCGAUGUUCCUAUUACACUGACGUAAUAAUGUACUCGAAGAGAUGUAUGCCUUAAAUUAUAUCGACAUUGUAGAAUUGUUCAUAAUUGUAAGAAGCUUCGCUGUAAAGCGGUUGUCAGCGAUGAAAAUUUUAUUCUAGUGUAGAGAACGAAAAAGUACGUAGACCAAAAUGUUAAUUUGAAAAGAAGGGAUAAACCCAUCGCCCGAAACUAUGGUCCAUAGAAUUUAAAGUAGCAGAUCGGGAGGGAUCGAAGCCAUUUAAAAUCCAGCGAACAUCCCGGUAUCAGUGAAAAUUUGAAUUUAAAAAUUACUUCACUUUCCAAAGUGCGCCUCGUGCGCUGAAUUAUUCAAUCUGUGAAAUUUAGAGUGCGACUAACGAUUUACGACUGUCUGCGAUUGGAUCCAAUGGGGAGAAUUAUCAUUUCCUUUUCGAGCGAUAUGUAAUCGCGGAUCACUGCAGAUGAAUCAUUCAUGGCUAUGGUGGUCUGCAGGUGACUUCUGAAAAUAGAUGUACAUGAGUUGUAUAGGAAAAUAAUCAUGUACGUGUAUACACAUCAGGUGGAUGUGAAAUACUCAAGGCAUUCAUAGUCAUUGUUGAAGUGUGGUAAUUACGUGGUCAGCUGGUGUAAAUGACCUCGUAUACUUUAGGAAUCAGGAAGGCCGACCGGUAUGUUUUACCAUAACGUGUAUGCGGACAAUAGAGCCACAUGGCCGUAUUAUUUUUAAUUAUAUCUUACAUGUAUUAUUAUUUUAUAA
This is a messenger RNA of Nasonia vitripennis (jewel wasp), 2765 nucleotides long. RefSeq lists its product as uncharacterized. Bases 375 to 2036 code for a protein of 553 amino acids. The transcript has 5 exons. NCBI's taxonomy places the organism in Eukaryota, Metazoa, Arthropoda, Insecta, Hymenoptera, Pteromalidae. The record is from RefSeq and is a predicted model, not a curated record.